AUGGAGAGCGCCGCGACAGAGCCCUUCGCGGAGUGGUUUACAGGCGAAUUCCUGCCCUUCGGAGACCUCGUGAGUGACGUCUGGCUCUGGUCGACCUUGCCCCGGGAAAAGCCAGAGGACUACAGCUGCUCGGCGGAAACCUACACGGUGCGGCCGACGCCGUGCGAGCGUGUCUCGUUGCGGUUCUUCUCGUCGGGAUGGAAACAACAAGCCUCAGAGGUGAUGCGGGCUCUGCUGAUGGUGGGAACCGUAAUCGAUGCCAUCCCGGACGUUGCGAUACUGCUGGGGCUGCUGGCGGGGCUGGUGGUCGCCGUUGUGGGCAAGGCCAGAGCCGUGAUCAACCGCACGGAACAACGGCAAACACUUCCAAUCAGUGUGAGGAACGUGGUGAAGAACGUUCCGGGCCUGGAAAGGUACGUCUUCUCCGACGGAAAGUCCAUCGCCAACUUCCUCAUCAACCGGGUGGGCCACAAGGAGACCACCUGGGACAACACCAUGGAGCUCGUGGCGUGGCACACGCUCAUCUUCUGCCACGCCCCCUUCCUGUCGGUGCAGAGGCGGUGCUUCCGGUACCAGGUCAACCCGCAGUUCAACGGCUACCUGACGAUAAUCCUCGUCCAGCUGAUCGCCGGGGGCCUGACUGAGGCCAGCUCGAUCUGCUUCGCGGUGAUGGGGGGCGGGACCGUGUCGAUCGUCAGCGCGUGGUUCGGGCUGUACUCCCUGGUCAUGACCACCAUGCUGGCCGUGUACCGGGGAAACCUUGUCCGGAAGUUUGGGCCCAACGCCACCCUCGCCUCCCCCGCGGCGGAGCGGGGCGGCUGCUGCCGCGCGCUGGACGGGGUCUCCGACGCCCUGUGCGGCCUCAUCACGGCGGCCGUGUUCGGGCUCAGCGCCUUCAUGAUCAUCAUGGGCAUCACCUUCUUCUCCACGGUUGGGGCGUCCUCCACGGAGGCCCGGAUGCUAGUGGUGCCCGGGUCCGUGGUCGCCCUCUUGGGCUGGGUCUCCAGCCAGCUGCUGAUACGCCACUACCACAGCACGUCGCAGGUUGGGAUGAUCAUUCGAGAGCAGGAGCCUGGCGUUUAG
Ectocarpus sp. CCAP 1310/34 is the source of this 1083-nucleotide messenger RNA. The record is from the annotation of a GenBank genome assembly. Lineage: Eukaryota; Phaeophyceae; Ectocarpales; Ectocarpaceae.